AUGGCAUCCAUCAGGGACCGCCGCUCUACACUCUUUACCCUCUUGUCACUCGUUCCCCUUCUCUUUCUUGUCUUUUACGUCGGCAGCAGGCAUAAGAGCGCUCCUGCUGUUGAGUUGACUCAGCUGAGCUCCAGGGCAGAGAAUCCAACUGCCCAGCCCGCUCCCGAGUCCAUCCGCUCUUUCACCCCCUCCGGUCUUUCUGGCAACUUCACCGUCUCUGACGCAGAAGCCCCCUUUGGUCUUGCCGUCCGCCUCGACGACGACCCCUAUACCUGCGGCCCCGGCCGGCCCUGCUCCAACGGGGCCUGCUGCGGCGCCUGGGGCAACUGCGGCUAUGCGCCGGCGUAUUGCGGUGCGGGAUGCCAGUCCAACUGCGAUGCCAAAGCCGAAUGCGGCCAGUAUGCCGUGAACCCGGGCCAGACGUGCAACCUCAAUGCGUGCUGCAGCGAGCACGGCUUCUGUGGCACCACCUCCGACUUCUGCACCGAGGGCCCCCGGGACGACGGCGACACGUUCAAGGCCAAGCUCGCGUGGGCCAACGAGAUGGGUUUCGGCGGGUCGAUGAUCUGGGCCGUGGACACGGACGACGACAAGUUCUCGGCCAUGAGCGGCCUGAUGGGCCACCAGGUGUCGCACAUCAACACUAACAAGGUCGAAGCGCUGGCCAUGACCAGCUCCAACGUCAUCAAGACCAUCAAGCUGGAGAACGGCCAGGGCUGCUAUGUAGAUAAGUCAGGCGGCUGUAGAGAGGAUGGACACUUUUCCCGCCCUAACGGCGAGAGCUUGGUUGCCGUCGACAGACAAGGAUGCGUGAGUGAUGGGCCAAUAUUUCACAUGUAUGCUUGA
Colletotrichum graminicola M1.001 is the source of this 846-nucleotide messenger RNA. RefSeq names its product chitin recognition protein. NCBI's taxonomy places the organism in Eukaryota, Fungi, Ascomycota, Sordariomycetes, Glomerellales, Glomerellaceae. The record is from RefSeq and is a predicted model, not a curated record. The transcript is spliced from 2 exons. Gene Ontology annotation, molecular function: chitin binding. Bases 1 to 846 code for a protein of 281 amino acids.